AAGAGGGGACAAAAACUGUGGGAAUGCGAACGCGGUGUCCAAGAUGGCGUCACGCACGACUUUGCUGGGUCUCGCAUGGUUGGUUGCAGCGGCCGGCGUCCUGCUGCUGCUGCUGCGCCUCGACCAGAGGCGGGAAAAGGGUGCAGCAGACGGAUGGAGCUCAGUAGCAGAGAUGGCGGCGCCAGCGACGAGCGUGGUGGUGCUCGACCGCGGCAACAACACCACAUGCACCGUCAAUUUGCACGGUGCAACUGUGGUGUCAUGGCGCGUGAACAACCAGGAGCAACUUUUUGUUAGUAAACAGGCGAUAUUUGAUGGAAAGCGUGCCAUCCGAGGAGGAAUUCCAGUUGUCUUUCCCCAGUUUGGACCCUGGAGCACUGGUCCACAGCAUGGAUUUGCCCGCAUUUGCCGCUGGGAGCUAAAGAAGCCUCCAGAACGUUUACCUACCGGAGAUGUAGAGGCUAUGUUCCAGUUGCUGGACAAUGAAUUCACUCGGUCCAUGUGGAACUAUCCGUUCAGCUUAACGUAUCGUCUCAUCUUACGAGAAAAGGAACUCCACUUUAACAUAUCUGUUUACAACCCAGGAGCAGAGACGCUCUCCUUUACUCUUCUUCUCCAUACUUACUUCAAGGUUCCUGAUGUACGCCGAUGUCAAAUUACUGGCAUGAGGGGAUGCACCUAUAUAGAUAAGACCCGAGAGGGAGCUCUCUACCAGGAGCACCGUGAUGUGGUAACCAUUAAUGAAUGGACAGAUCGUAUCUAUCAGAAUACUCCUCUUGAGCACAUCAUCACUAAUGUUGUAAGCGGCCGCAAGAUGAGAAUGCAAAAGUACAACCUUGUUGAUACUGUGGUAUGGAAUCCAUGGAUUGAGAAAGCCAAAGAGAUCCCAGAUUUUGGGGAGGAGGAAUUCCCUAACCUGGUGUGUGUAGAGGCAGGUCACGUCUCUGCUCCAGUCAUCCUUCCACCUGGAACUGUGUUCGAGGCCAGUCAGAUCCUGCAAGUCAUGUAGAAUGUUAUGGCACACCGUUGACUAAAUAAUAGUAAGACCCACAAGUGGAAGGCAAGAACAGAUUUGGAAGUAUUUUAAUGCUUGAAUUCUUUGACGGUCAUCAGUUCUUCCAAGCAUUGAAGACUGAUGUCAAAUAUAUAACGGUAUGUCUUAGCUUGUGAGUUUUAUUAUUGUAAUUAUAGUUUAGCGAUCUGUUCAUCCAUGUCCAUAAACUGUGAAUGGAUAAGAAAGGUCCAAAAUUUAAGAGGUUCUGUAAGAGGCAGUUUAAACUAUCCUUUAGGGAAUUUGAUAUUGAUAGAUGUCAGUGUGGCUGUAAGUGUGAAGGAAGAAGUGUACUUGACGUCAGCAAUUAAAUCAAUUUUUUUUUUAACUGAAGUACAGUGCAGUAUGUCUAUAAAGGAAAGAAGCAACACUAGUGCAUAAGUUGGCUAGAGAAUUGGUUUUAAUGUGCAUUUUCAGGUUGUGAAAGGUGUUAAAAUUCAUGUGGCAUUUGAUUCUGGAUGGCUAUGUUCACAUGGAUCUGUUCUUAAUUGUGUUGUCAUUUGUUAUAUGAUCAUGUUUGUUCUUUUAAUGUUGAUACCUGUGAGCAUCCAAGUGGCUGUAGCACAUGCCUGCUCAAGCAUGUGCUACAUGUGUUCAUUUGAAGUUAUCCCAGAAUGGAGCGAAUUUAUUGAUUAUAAUAUAUAUAUCAUGGUGCUAUGAGUGUUGUGUGUGAUUGGGAGCCUUUUCAUAGCAAUUUCAGUAUAACAUGUUCAUUAUAAGCAAACCAUGACAAAAAUUGCAAUACAGAAUAGUGGUCUUGUGUAUCUCACUAAAAGUUAAUUGAUUAUAGAGUCCAGUAAGCUGAUCCAUGCUGAAUAUUAUACUUUUGAUCUCAAGUGUAGCAUUAAGAAGUUAAGAAAAGGAGUUAACUGUAUCCAAAAAUGUAACAUUAUAAUUGGGUGAUUCACAGCAUUUAUCAUGGUUGUCAUGAGUUUCAUGGUAUUUGUGCCCCAAUUGCAAAACCAAAGUUUUAAAAAAGGAAGAUUAAGACAGGGUGACAAUUUCUUAAUUAAUGGUGUUUGUAUUUUGUAGGUUGUUUGUUGUAGUAUACUUGCUACUAACCUAGUUAUUGAUACUGUAGACAAGAAUUGCUUUUGCAUUCUGUAAUGGUGCAUAAUUUGAGUGCUAAAGGGUUGCUAACUAUUAUGGAAUAGAGGAUGAUUUGUAGUUGAUAUUCUUGAGCUUUCUAAUAUUGUUAAUUACCCAGACCUGGGUAGCAUGUGGCUUUACUUCUCCAGUUUUAGGAGAUGUUAGAAAAAAACUAUUUUUAGUGUUUACAUUUGAAGUUUUUAUGAAGAAAUAUUUGCCAGCCUUUGGACAGUCAUAAUUUUGUUUUUAUAGGUAAUGUCAUAUUCAUGCAACAUAGCUUUUUUAGUAGGUUAUCAGAAGAUGCAUCUUCACAAUACUGGGUAGACUAAACUUGCAACAGAUGCAUGUAAAAGUAAAUUUUAGAAUAUUUUAUGAGGGCUGUUAUAUUAAAGUUUGUUUAUUACCAUUUUGACUUAUGUACAGUGCUGUAAUGUUGUUGAGGUAGCUUGUAGAUAGCAUUUUAUUCUAAAGCUUGUUUUGCACAACCCAUGAAAUUUGACAAUUGUUAGAACUAUUGGAACUACAGUAGAUGCUUUUUCAAAGCAUUUUAAUUUUGCCUGAAAACAAGCAUUAUGUAAAUUUCAAAAUAUUUAGUUAAUUUAAUUUUGACAGGAAUUUUCUAUGGCACAUUACAUUAUUGAUAGGGAGAGUUAAGUGUGAGAAGAGGGGGUGUAACUGGCCAUUAUUACUAUGGCUAGUCACUGUUAUCCAGUGGCCUAAGUGAAUGGCUAAGAAAUAUUGGAAAUUUAGCUAACUUUAGCCUCUCAGGAGAAUUGUAUUUCUCACUGAGAUAAUAUUUGUAAGUAGUUAAAAAAAAUGAAAAUCUAAGCCAUAUUCACAGCUCUUCUGGUAUUGUAAUUUUUUGUAAUGCAUUCCGAAUUUGUAUUUCUUUUAAGAUGUUUUAUCUUGAUAUAUGAAUUGUUUUUAAUGCCCUUUUUUCAUAGUUUAAUAUUUAAUUCAUGUUUCUUAUAUCUUUAUUUUAUAUGGUCAUAUAUCAUGUAUUAAUGUUGAAUUUCACACCAUGAUAUUUUCCUUAAUGUUUAUAUAGUGGAAAUUUGAACUUCAAAAUAUAGUCAUUAAAUGCUAAAUGUCUUUAAAA
Molecule: messenger RNA, 3239 nt
Organism: Procambarus clarkii (red swamp crayfish)
Lineage: Eukaryota; Metazoa; Arthropoda; Malacostraca; Decapoda; Cambaridae
Biological process (GO): carbohydrate metabolic process
Cellular component (GO): cytoplasm
Molecular function (GO): glucose-6-phosphate 1-epimerase activity; carbohydrate binding
Source: RefSeq, a predicted model, not a curated record